AUGCCGGCCCUGGCGGCGCUGGGAGUGACCAAGCUGUGGAUCCCGCCCGCGUGCAAGGCGGCGGCGGGCCCGGAGGGGAACGGGUACGACGCGUACGACCUGUGGGACCUGGGCGAGUUCGAGCAGAAGGGGAGCCGGCGCACCAAGUGGGGCACCAAGGAGGAGCUGGUCCGGAUGGCCGAGGCGGCCCGGCGCGAAGGGGUCGCGGUCCUGUUCGACGCCGUGCUCAACCACAAGAUGGGGGCGGACCGCCGCGAGAGGGCGGUCGCCACGAGGGUGGAGGACAGGGACCGGAGGGUGGAGGUGGAGGCGGAGGUGGAGGGCGAGGAGAAGCGGGAGAUCGGGGCGUGGACCGGGUUCGAGUUUCCGGGGAGGAAGGGGAAGUAUAGCGGGAUGAGGUGGAGCAAAGAGCAUUUUACCGGGGUGGACUACGAUGAUCUCAAGGGGGAGAAAGGGGUGUGGAAGUUCGAGGGGAAGGAGUGGGCCGAGGAUGUCGAUGAGGAGCUGGGGAACUAUGAUUUUUUGCUGGCUGCGGACAUCGAUCACAGGCACCCCGAGGUGAGGGCAGACUUGUUCCGCUGGAUCGAGUGGCUCCCCUCACAGGUGCAACUGGGUGGGCUACGUCUCGAUGCCAUCAAGCAUUACAGCUUCAGUUUCCUUCGAGACUUUGUGGCCCACGUCAGACAGCGUGUUGGCCAGGGAUGGUUCAUCGUCGGUGAGUAUUGGCGGGAGGACUCAGAGUAUCUCGCCAAGUUUAUCGAAUUCAUGGACCACCAGAUAUCACUCUUUGACGUUCAGUUGGUGUCCAACUUUAGCAAAGUGUCAGUGUUAGAAGAGAAGGGAGACUUGAGGGAAAUUCUGGAUGAUACUUUAGCCUUGUGGAAACCAGAAAACGCGGUGACGCCUAUUGCGCCCUUCUUCAUCCCCUUCGCCUACGCCAUCAUCCUCCUUCGAGCCAACUGCGGCCUCCCCUGUGUUUUCUUCGCAGACCUGUUUGGCUCUGUCCGACAAGAUGCCCAAUCUGACUUCGCCAGCUUCGUUCCUCCGACCUCUGGCGGUGCGAUUCUCCCCAAGAUGAUGCUGGCUCGCAGAUUCUGGGCGUACGGUUCUCAGUAUGACUAUUUCGAUGACCCUCACUGUGUCGGCUUCACACGUGUCGGACACUCUUCCCAAUGCGGCGGCCACGGGCUAGCUGUCGUCAUGACCAACGCAUGGGAAUACGCGAGCAAGAGGAUGUUCGUCGGGAAACAGCACGCCGGGGAGAUCUGGACGGACCUACUCAAGUGGUGCCCGGGGCGGAUCAUCAUUGACGAGGACGGAUGGGGUGUGUUUCCUGUCGGCCAUCGCAGCGUCGCGGUAUGGGUCAACACCCGGGCCGUCGGCAGGGAAGUCGCUGAUACAUUCGCGUUACAUUGACGUCUCACGCGAGUACAGCCUUACGUUGAAAUGGAACCGGUCAUUGGGGUCCAACACGCCAACAUCGAACUUUCAACGUUCUCCCAGCGCACGGGGAAGGGGGGGGGGGGAACCAAUACUUAAUUGCUACACUAAAGUGGACGGAAUUAGAUGAAAUAGAAGCUCUUGGUCUAACUGCGUGAUAGUCAAGGAUGAUCGUCAAGAUCAGAGCCCGGAGGAGGAGAGCCUGCAGAUCAGUCUGUGGCUCAUAC
This is a messenger RNA of Thermothelomyces thermophilus ATCC 42464, 1667 nucleotides long. Its product is annotated as glycoside hydrolase family 13 protein. Lineage: Eukaryota; Fungi; Ascomycota; Sordariomycetes; Sordariales; Chaetomiaceae. The record is from RefSeq and is a predicted model, not a curated record. The transcript has 4 exons. Gene Ontology annotation, biological process: carbohydrate metabolic process. The coding region runs from base 1 to 1416 and encodes 471 amino acids. Gene Ontology annotation, molecular function: hydrolase activity, hydrolyzing O-glycosyl compounds; calcium ion binding.